ACUCAUGGUAUGUACUCUGUGGCGAUUGUUCAAAAUGCCAAAUGAGUGGCUGUGUAUUCUUUGAUUGAAAUAAAAAAUGGCAAAAACUUACGAUUAUUUAUUUAAAUUACUCUUAAUAGGUGAUUCUGGAGUGGGAAAAACAUCUAUACUAUUUAGAUUUUCCGAAGAUGCAUUCAAUAUUUCAUUCAUAUCCACCAUCGGUAUUGACUUCAAAAUUCGGACAAUAGACCUCGAUGGCAAAAAAGUAAAGUUACAAAUAUGGGACACGGCGGGUCAGGAAAGGUUCCGCACGAUAACGACGGCUUACUACCGAGGUUCUAUGGGCAUUAUGUUGGUUUAUGAUGUCACUAAUGAAAAGAGCUUUGAAAAUAUCAAGAAUUGGAUAAGAAACAUUGAAGAGAAUGCCAGUGCUGAUGUGGAAAAAAUGAUACUUGGCAAUAAAUGUGAUUUAGAUGCUAAAAGACAGGUUUCAAAAGAGAGAGGUGAACAAUUAGCAAUAGAAUAUCAGAUUAAAUUUGUAGAAACAUCAGCAAAAGACUCAUUAAAUGUGGAGUAUGCAUUCUACACGUUAGCGAGAGAUAUCAAAGCAAAGAUGGAGAAAAAACAGAAGGAGGCGAGUAACCCGCCCGGCAACAGAAGCGGCGUGCACACUUUGAAGGACAGCGACCGGCAACGCAAGCCCACGUCGUGGCUCUCGCGUUGCUCCCUGCUCUGACGCCCGCGCCCAAUCGCGCGCCAUAUACUCACCUACUAAAGUCAUGUUGUCACCGGUAAACGAUCGCAAGCAAAGUUAUUGAAACAUUGUUUACUAUCUCAGACAGUUUGAUAAAAAUCGUUUUGAUUCUAUUCAUAUUUCUAUACCCUGUUCACAGAGAUGAGCUAAAAGGGAAGUAAGAAACAGCAGGACAUAGGGCAUGUUUACGUUGUAACCAAAAUUAACUUAACUGUCUCAUGUACAGUGCCGAUAUCUGUCUUUUGGUGCUCCUUACUUUUAUUCUCCCUUGUUUUUUUAUAUUAACUUGACUUGGUCAUUGGACCAUAUUCUGUUUAUUUCGUUACUUGGCGUGUUUCUCGGACUGGUUCUCGUUAUAUUGUUGACCUAGCUUGCUCAUUGAACUGUUUCCUGUAUUCUAACUUCCAAGGAUUUAUUAUACUACUAAUAUAUCUCAUUAAUAACAAUCACAAUUGCAAUCUUGCAAUCUUAGUCACAUGCAAAACAUAGAAAUCUUUAUGGUUUUUAUUGUGAGCAAUAUACACUUUAAAGAAACUUAAAUUUUUAGGGAAUGGUCACAAUCGUAGUACACACUUUUCAUUUAUAUAUAGUGCAAGAGAGACCAUCCUGUUAGCUCAAUUCAGCGAAAAAGGCAUACAUACGAGAUACGCCUUCGUACCCGGAGUUUGGUUUGGAACUAUCGUUAGUCACACAGAAAUAUGUUCGCUUGCUCAGACUUCAUUUAUAAAAAAGUUUAAAUUGUUUAAGUAAUUUCAAAAUGUAUAAAAUAACUUAACAGUUAUCACAGUGAGAAGGUUUACCAGUGAAUAUGUGGCUGAAGGGAGUGUGGGCUGUCCAGUGUCAACCCACCACUAUAUUUUUCGACUUACAAUUUUAACUGGUGCAACUCCAUGUGGGGAUCAGAAUUGCUUUUGUAUUUUUAUAUCUGAUCAUUUGUUCGAGGUUGUUCAGUUACUUAAAUACAGAUAAAUUUGUUUGCUUUAUGCAAAUCCAAAAUGUUACAAAUUCAUUUCAAAAUAACUGUAUUUUUUUGGGGUCCAUAAUAAUUUGGAAAUUUGGUCAAAUUGCUUGGUCAAACAUCAAAAUCAGUAUUUUUAUCGUCUUUAAAUAUAAUGUUGGGAAUAAUUUGUAAAUUCAAAAACAUUGUGACAAUUCUUGUUAUUUUAUUAGGCAAUUUUAUUUGGUAUUAUUGUUGCAAU
Molecule: messenger RNA, 1932 nt
Organism: Maniola jurtina (meadow brown)
Lineage: Eukaryota; Metazoa; Arthropoda; Insecta; Lepidoptera; Nymphalidae
Gene: Rab8
Product: ras-related protein Rab-8A
Exons: 6
Coding region: 77-715 (212 amino acids)
Biological process (GO): regulation of exocytosis; cellular response to insulin stimulus; protein localization to plasma membrane
Cellular component (GO): synaptic vesicle; endosome; plasma membrane
Molecular function (GO): GTP binding; GTPase activity
Source: RefSeq, a predicted model, not a curated record